GCAUCGAAGAAAGUAAACAGAAACAUCAGCCGGGAUGGAAUAAGUAUUUUCAAUAAGAUGGAGGUGUCAGCCGAGCAGGUGGAGCAGGCGGUGGUGGAGUUUUACCGGGAUCCUGUGGCCAAGAGCGGAUACAAUGCUUGGCUCGUGCAGGCCCAACACUCCCGCCACUCCUGGACCUUUGCCUGGCCACUUUUGGAUCCAAGAAAGCCUGAAGAAGUACAAUUCUUUGCUGGUAAUACGGUUUAUAUGAAAGUGUCAAGGUACUGGCAUGAGGUUCCAAAAGAAGAAUAUGAACCCCUAAAAAUCAAGAUUUUAAACCUAAUUGCACAAUAUAGUAAUUCUAAAGUGAUCCUCAAUAGAUUAGUGAAAUCGUUAGGAGCUUAUGUUAUCCACACAAUUCAGUCAGAGUGGACGACAGCAAUACAAGAUAUCAUAACUAUGUUUGACCCAGGAACAGUGUCAGGCAUAGAACCGUCAACUGCACUUAACUUGUUAUUUAGUAUACUUACUAUAAUACCUGAGGAGCUUGAAUCCAUGCAGGAAGCCAUGAGUAUCAACAGUAAAGACAAGCAGCUUAUAACAAGUGCUAUCAGAAACAGUCAUCAGUCAGUGUUGAGCCUGAUCUCCCAAGUGAUGCAGGCAGGACAAAUAAGCAAUGUGAUCAAGGAGGUGGUACUCAAGACUUUAAAUGCGUGGCUCAAGCUCUCCCUUCCCCUCUCUGAGACGAGGGACCUUCUAGUGGCCCUCAUACCUUACUCCAACUAUGCCCUUCUCUGUGAACCUGUGAUGGAUGCAAUGCGGACUGCAGUGACAGAUGUGGGCACCUAUAACAUUCCCAAUACAGUGAUGGAUUUUGUUACACAGAUGCUUGGUCUUACCCCUGUGCUGGAAGAAGCACAACAUGCAAAUGAUGAAAACACCGCAUCGUUGGUGUACAGUCUUUUUACCUCAGUGGUUGAGUGUCACUCCCGGUUACUUCUUCAAUGUGCACUCCAAGCUGAGCACCAGGCAACAGUUGUGCAGGUGGUGGCUCUCCUCCUCCAGUGUGCCGCCACUCCGGGCCAGUACCCCACCGAUGAGACUACCUCUAACAUUCCUUUUGCUGUAUGGUUUACUAUCCAGGAUGAUAUUAUGACUUUUGAGGGAGAGCAGCAGGCAGAGCUCCUAACACUCUUCCAGCCGGUGUACCUGAAAUUGGUUGAUACUUUUAUCCAGAAAUCUCUGUUGCCUCCUGAUAAUGCUCUUACUUUAGAAGAGAAAGAGGUGUUCCGUUGUUACCGGCAAGACAUCUGUGAUACUUACAUGUAUGCCUACUACGUAUUAAGAGGAGACAUGUUGAGUCACUUAGAAGUUCAUCUGAAAGAUGCUGUAGUAAAAAUGCAGAGCGAUCCCAGUGAUUGGCGUUAUUUGGAAGCUGUACUGCAUGCAUAUUCUUCAGUGGCAGAGACUGUUGCUGAGACAGACAACUUCUAUGUGCCAAGGUUUAUUCAGAGUAUACCUCAGAUACCAUUCUCUGAUAAUAUUCAGUUAAUAUCUGUGGCCCUUACAACACUAGGAGCAUAUGCUGACUGGUUGAACUACCAUCAAGACCACAUGCACCAUGUUAUCCCUUUGAUGGUGGAGGGGUUAGUCAAUGCUUCCCUGGUGGGAGCUGCAUCACAGGCCCUGCGUGACUUAACACUGGAGUGCCCCCUCACCAUUUCCCCAUUUUCACAGCCCAUACUCACGAGUUGCCAAAGAGCUUUGGAACAGAGUCGGCUGGAUAGUGCUGAAACUGAGCGCAUCAUGACAAUUAUAAGCCGUGUGCUGUCAGUGGGGAAGGACCAACCCACUAUCAUGACCUACCUCAAUGCCACUCUCACACCAUAUAUUUCUCGUCUUAGUCACCUUAAGGAUCUCAUAGGAAAUGGUUUAUCUCGAGAGCAACACAAUGAACUGGUUUCUCUACUCAAGCUGUUAUCGUGUCUGUCUAGGCAUCUUAAUCUGAAUAAUACAGCUGUGGAGGAAGAUGAUGAUGAGGAUGGAACCACUCGGAGACAUUCACAGGUGGUGAGUGGAGAGCCCCAGCCACUACUACUAGUCUUGCAACAGCUGAUGCCCCUCUUGUCUGAUAUUGCAUCUAAGGCCAGCACAGACCAGGAUGUCAUAGAGGCUCUGUGUAAACUUCUAAAAAACAGCAUCAGUACGCUGGUAGAUGACUGUGUAGCUAUCUUACCAGCAAUCCUAGAAAUUAUACCUCAGCUUUACGAAGCAUCCCUCAACCCAGCAAUAUUAGAUUUAGUUAAGCAGCUUGUUAUACUGUUCGGUCGGGAAGGCAGCCAAGAGGCAAAUAUGGGAGUGUUGUUACGAAUGGUUACUUCGACUACCUUGAGUAGAGCAUCAGCAGACCUGUGGAACCACACUGAUGCUGUCCAAGGCUGCCUUGCACUCCUCACUGCUACAUUUAAGAAAACACCUCAUCUUACGACUACUAAUCAUAACCAUUUAGCACCACUAUUUCAUCUAGGUGUAGAAGCCAUCAAGUUACCUGAAGAAGGAACUGCUAGAAGUGCUGGUCACUUUUUAGCUGGCUUCAUUAAUCUUAGUCGAGACCCAGCAGGAGGAUGUCUGCAGCCUGUUGUUGCUCACAACACAGAGACACUUGUCAGAACAUUGAUGUUUUGUAUAUGCAACUCGCCUCGCCAUAGCCUGAGUAGCUUCAGUGAUGUCCUAAGUGCAUUAUGUAAGAUGUAUGGGGAUGAUCUAGCUCGCACCUUCAAGACUGUACAGGCGGAUGAAACCUUCUUGUUACCUAGAGUCACUGCACAACAAAAGGAAGAAUUUGCUAAGAAAGUUCUAAAGAAUCGUGGAAGCAAGCGAAAAAUUCUUGAAGCUGUGACUGACUUAGCACUGAUUGGCAGAGGUUUAGCUGGCACAGAUUAUGGAGCUCAAACUCGUGGAUUCCACUGACAAGCUGCCACCCUUGUGAAGUAUGGGUGUGGUACUUGAAUGGUUGGCCUGCCUAGGUUUUCUUGCACUAGAAUAUGUUCCAUGCAAAGAUUAAUAUGCCAUCUCAAAUUAAGUGACAGUAUUGACACCAGUUGAUACAUGUCAGAUUAAUGUAUUGAUUCAUAGGGUUGUAUUUUUAAUUAUUGCCACAGAUAAUGAUGUUGGAAGUUAGGCGAGUAUAUUGUAGCUUGUUAUAUUUGGCCUUUGUGAUAUGUUGUUAGUAAGAGAAGUGGGUCACACACAUGCCCUGUAUUACUGUUACACUGCUUUUGCUCAGGCAACACUAAUGAAACUUUGGAUGUUACAUGUUUUAGGGCAAGAGAUAACUGUUGCAUAUAAAAUGAAUAUUUAUUUUUAUCUUCGAAUAGUUAUUGAUCUAGUACGGCAAGAGCAAUGCCUCCUAUCACAGUAUUAAUAUUUUUUUUUUACAAUUAGCAAGAUUUGGGAAUGGAGAAGAAACCUUUACUUAUUCACUCAUUUUUGUUACCUAGAAUUUUCCUUCAAAACAGAGUUGACCUGUUUAAGAAAAAAUAACAGUAUGACAUGUUGAGCAAAAAAAAAUCAAAUAUAUACAGAAUAGUCAAGUGACUUUUGAUAAA
Molecule: messenger RNA, 3587 nt
Organism: Homarus americanus (American lobster)
Lineage: Eukaryota; Metazoa; Arthropoda; Malacostraca; Decapoda; Nephropidae
Gene: cdm
Product: importin-13-like
Exons: 19
Coding region: 58-2949 (963 amino acids)
Biological process (GO): protein import into nucleus
Cellular component (GO): cytoplasm; nuclear membrane
Molecular function (GO): small GTPase binding
Source: RefSeq, a predicted model, not a curated record